UUAAUUUAGAAAAUGAUGGAAGAAGAAAAUCUGUAUAUACCAGAGACUCCGACAAAGAGAGGACAUGUUUAUUUUGUUGCAGCAGCAGCAUGUUGUGGUUCUGUUUCUAUGGGAACGGCUUUAGCUUAUUCAUCACCUGCCAUUCCUCAGUUAGAGAAAGCAACUUUCGAAAAUGAAUUCCACAUCAGUAGUAGUAUUGCUUCUUGGUUUGGAAGCACUGUGGCAAUUGGUGCUAUGUUUUCGGCACUAAUAACAGGUUCAUUGGCCGAACGACUCGGGAGAAAGACUGUGUUAAUAUUUUCCUCGGCUCCUUUUGUGCUUGGAUGGCUGUGUAUAAUAUUUGCGAACUCUGUACCUCUGCUGUUACUGGGUCGAAUACUGAAUGGUUUUGCCAUAGGCAUAAUUUCCUUAACCGUUCCUGUUUACAUAGCAGAAACAUCACCACCAACCUUAAGAGGGUUAUUGGGAUCGUGUAUACAAUUAUCUGUUACUAUAGGAAUGCUCUUUGUGUAUUUUGUUGGCAUAUAUACUAAUUGGAAAUUACUGGCUGCCAUCAGUGCAAUUUUUCCAGCAUUGUUCUUAAUAUUAAUGUGUAUUGUUCCUGAAACUCCUCGGUGGUUACUGGCAAAUCAUCGAUAUUCAGAAGCGAUUCAAGCUACAAAAUUUAUUAAUGGUUCUCGAGUAAAUGCCGAGCAAGAAUGUCACAUUAUAGAAAUGAAAAUAAGAGAACAGUCAAGUGAAAAAGCUUCUAUCAGAGAACUAUUUCAGCCCCACAUUUUAAAAUUAUUUUUAUUCAGUUUAGGAUUAAUGUUUUUUCAGCAGUUUAAUGGAAUAAACAGCUUUUUAUUUUAUACACAAGGUAUUUUCAAGACUGCUCAAGUGAAAAUUGAUCCAGAUUACUGCACGACCAUCGUGGGUGUUAUGUUAGUUAUUUCAACUUUCAUUGCUAGUAUCUUAAUGGAUUAUGCAGGAAGAAAAAUCUUGCUCUAUAUCUCAGGAAGCAUAAUGUGCAUUAGUGUUGUUUCUCUUGCAACCUAUUAUUAUAUAAUGCACAAAAAAGGAUAUUUUGAAUACAGCUGGAUAACAUUAGUGUGUCUCUGUGUGUUUGUGUGUGCAUUUUCGUUAGGCUUCGGCCCUGUGCCAUGGCUGAUGAUGGGCGAACUUUUACCACUAAGAGUGAAAGGAAUAGCAUCUAGUAUCUCAACGAUGUUUAAUUGGACUUGCGUAUUUAUUGUCACUGGAGAAUAUCAUACAAUGUUAGACUCUAUGCAUGAUUAUGGGACAUACUGGUUUUAUGGAGUUUUCUGUUUUCUUAGUUGUAUAUUUGUGAUAUUUCUUCCUGAAACUAAAGGAAAAACUUUGGAGAGUAUUGAAAGAACAUUUCUGCUGAGUGAAGACUUAUCAGAAGGAAUUAAUUGAUGUAAAAAUGAUUAUUUAUAUAAAAAUUCAAUCAAGUUAAUUAAAACUUUUAUUUAAAUUAUGAAUUGAUCUUCAAGUACACAAGCAAAGAAUAUAAAAGUAAAUAUGAAGUUUUGAUAGUCAAAUCACCACUCUAAUUUAAAAGUGUCUUUCUUUCAUAGUAUGUUCACUUUAAAGAAAAUUUUGCUAGAAAUGGUAACAUUUUUCUGUUUAUUAGAUAUUUAAAAAAAUCUUGAAUUUUUUAAGGUGGUCAUGUAUUAAAUGUUUAAUGCUACAUUUAGCAGUAUUAAAAAUGUAUUUUAACAAAAACUUAUAUUGAACUUGGGAGAUAGCCAAGGCAGUAAAGACACUAAUUUGCCUCUUCGAGGGACACGCAUUGAGCUGACUGGGUUCAGUUUUCAGAUAGGUUGGAGGCUGACAGAUCCUUGCUGACCUAACAGCUAGCUGCUCCAUUGGGGCCUGUAUAAACUGUGAUGAACUUAGUACUCAGAGUGGAGUUAAAUCUUUGUCCUACAAGCAGAAUAAAAAAUAUGUAUCUACUAUCUGAUUAUCUAUCUAGUAAUGUAGCUCAUACUGUAAAUUUCCUGUCUUAUGAAGAUUUUACUGUUUUGAAAUAGGAAAAAAUCUUUUACUUUUGUAGUUUUUAGCAGGCAACCUCUGCUGAUAUAAUACUUUUUGACUAAUGUAAGAAGGCUGUACAUUGGCAUCUUUUAAAAGUCAACUGGAUAAUCUUCUAUUAUUUGAUAUUUUACAUCUUUAUUAUUAUACUGCUCUCAUAAAAAAAAAGUUCUACUGCCAUACAUACUGUAUAAAAGAAAACUUUUUGCAGUAACAAUUGUGUAUUCAGAGAUUGAUCCCUAAAUAUUUUUUACAAAUAAUUCUGAUGGUCUAAUGACAAAUUCAAAAUCUAAAUCAAAGAUUGUUAAAGACAAGUGACGAGCGAUACUGGAGCAAUCAAAUGAAACGUUUACUAGCGGAGUUUUUGUCCCUUGAGUCUGUAGUAAACAGAUGGAAAUUCAAGCUUAGCCAGCUCACAGCAUGCCAAGGCUCUUCCUUGCAAAUGAACUUUUCACCUGAUUGCUCUGUAGCUUUGAACUGCUUAAUGUUGGAACUGUUGUUCUGUUCAAACCACCAACCAUUCCCCAAAGAGCAACAGUUUAAAUCAAUCAUGAGAUAUUUGCUUUUAUCAUCAUUUAAUUUUCUGAAUUUUCACAUAUCUGAUAACACAAUGGUAGAACUUCAGGUAUAAAGCUUUCAUAUCUAUACCAGUGUCAAAUAAAGAUGGAAUUUUUUUUUACAUGUAGAUUUUUGUAACAGAUUUCACAUUAUACAUUAACUGUUUUAUAUAAUAGUAUUUAAAUUACGUACAAGAGAAAUUUUUAUUUUACGUACAUCAAUAUAUUUGUAUUCAAUUAGUCAGAAAUUAAGUUGUAAAGAAUCUCAAUGAAUAGAAUGAUUUAUGGAUACAUUUUAAAAUACAAGUAUUAAAUGUAUAAGAUAACUGACUUGUUUCAUUCUCUGAUUUCAAUAACACAUUUGCAGUCAAUUGUAAGGCUGUCAUUGGCUGAAGUUUAUAAAAUGAUAGUUGUGAGUAACCUCUCAGAUUACCCUCAUGUAGCAACAGUUAUUGAUUUGUUCUUUCACUACCAGUGCACACUGUUCAGCAUGAAAGAGUUUCAGUGAAAUGCAAUUAACAAUAACUGAAAAGUCAAUGUAAAAAGAUGUUCAACAAGUUGUUAAACAUCUCCAUAAAUGACCCUCCAAGACAGGCAUUUGUUGUCUGAUGUGAAUCAAAACCAAGAAUAAAUGUUCAGUAAUGUGCGAUGGUUGUGGGUUAUAAAGACAGAUUCAUCUUUCAAUAACAGUGCAGUACACUGCAAUAAUAAUAAUAUACAGUAUCUAUGUGAAUAAACAAAUGUUUAAAUAAUAAUGUAUUGUGUAUUUUUGUGAGCCGUUUACAGGUGAGAAAUGUUAGUUAUAGUUUCUAAAAUUUUGCUACAACUUUUUUUAGUAAAAUUAGCUCAAAUGCUACAGUAAAUUUUUUCUCAGCUUAAACCCUGGUAUAGGAUUCUGUAAAGAAGCUUCUACUUACCUGAAUGAUGCACAAAGAUGCUACUGCAGCUGUUGGUGCUUUUUUUCACACAACUAUCCCUCUUGGCAUAUGAGGCAUCCAAAUCCUGCAAUGUAUGUACCAUCAUCGACCCACUUCAAAGUCACGUCAGAAUGGUUUAGAUAGCAGGUAAUUUGUCAAAACGGCCAUCCGGCUUUCCUCAGCCUAACAAUGCAGCCUUUCUCAUACACUGUUAGCCAUGCCUAAUGUAUUUGACUGCAUCAUUUGAAGACCCCCAGAAUUUUCAAUAUACAUAUCAUUUUAACACUGAGCCUCUGCAAACAUUUUUUAUAGGAUACCAAGAUAGUAUCCUAAAAAAAUGUAGACUUUAAGGCAGGAUACCUGGAAUACAACUGGAUCUUAACUGUCAAAUCAUUUACAUGUAUGUCUGAGACAUUCAAUUACUUUAAUGCAUACAGCUAUCUAAUUCCUAGUGCAUAAAUUUUUUUAAUCAUGAUUUUAAUUAUGGAAAUUUGGUUUCUAAAACUCAAGUUAUUUGAGAUUAUUUUAAAAUCUUUACCAUGGAUAUAUUGGGAGGUGGGUCUAUUUUAGUAGUAGCUUUUAUGACAACAAACAAUCCAAAUAUCUAAUUAUUAAUUUUGUAUUUGUUUGUUAAAUGGAGAAUUUACUGCAUUAUUAUAAUCCAACUAUGAUCACACAAAAACUAUUCGGAAGAAGGGAUUCCUAGAACCGUAAAACAUCAAUUUAAUGAAAUUAUUCACACCAGAUGUUAAACCCAAAAACUAAUCUGUCAAUUUUUUAACAUAUGAUUUCUGUUUUUACUUGUGUAGAAAUGUUUGUGUAAUUAAAAUUAAGUAUUAUGAGAAGUAAUUACAUAGAAGUUUUCUAUAUGUAUUAUUGUUCAUGUUUAACUGUAGUUCUGAGACCGUAAUAAAAAAGUUAUUUUCAAAAACUAUUUGUUUUUUUAAAUACAAUAAAAAAGAAACAUCAAAAAUGUUUCCUAUGUUUAGUCUUCAGAUGAUACAUCAAAACACUCCCAUUGUGGCAUAAAGUUAAGAGUGGCAACACUUAGAUUUAAAAAACUUGCCAAUUUUGAUUUAAAAUGCUUUUUAUAUGUAAUUAACAGGAUGUUAAUUUUGUCCAUUAAAUCAAGGUUUUACUGUAUUUUACAACUGCCCCGAAAUCCAAAUAUAGGCAGUCCCCACUUUUGUGUAUAAUACUUUCUUUCUCCUCUGUAUCACCAAAUUACUUUUUUUAUGCCAAAUUUGCACUUUCAUACAUUUUGGCUGAUAGACAAACAUUCCAAGCUAUCGUACAAUGUUAACAAAAAGUGCACAAAAUAUAGUUAUUUGUGAAAAUUUUUAUUGUAUUUUCUUGCAUAUAGUCUGCAACAUGGACACCUCACAGAAAAUUGUAAGGGUUUUAUUUCCAUUCUCUCUAAACAAUUGCAAGGUUUUAGCAUUUUAAAUAAUAUUUUAUGAACUGUAACAUGAUAAAUGUCUCUUGUACAUGGGGUAAACAAACAUCAGGAUUUUUUUUUACAUUUGGAGUAAGACCAAGUAUUCACUCAAAACUAGUCUUCCAAGAAGUCCAGAACAAAUUCCAAGACCUGUCGGGUUGCUGUCCCUAUGCGGACAAGGAAACAUGACCGGGUUGACAAGGCCCAAUGUAUCCAUAACAAACCACCUUGUAAAAACUUCCAAAGAUGUUUACUCAAAUUUGAUCCCGAGAGCCCAGAAUAGUAGGCCAACACCUUCACCAUCCCCAUGGAAGUAUAGAAUCCACACAUGCUUCCAUUCUGUCAGGAAAUCUAUAUAAAUAAAACUGUAGCAGCUAAAAUGUUUGUUGCUGCAUCAUGGGAAAAUUCCCGAACAUAUUUUAACCAAACUUCAUAUUUUGAAUCUGUCGGUUCCAGAGAAGGUUUAUAGACACACAUCAACUCAAAAUCUACAUUAAUUAAACUAAACUGUAAUGGCUUUCUGUCUGUCUAUUUGUCUCUCUCUUCACUAGUUGGUGACACAUGAAUUAGUACUUCCUGUCAAGAGAUUAUCUAUAAGAAUGACAUAUUAUUGAAGUUUACUAUUAUAUUUCAAGAACUAUUACUUAAUUAGCAAAAUCUUUGAGGCAUUAAAAAAGUGACGUCGU
Centruroides sculpturatus (bark scorpion) is the source of this 5635-nucleotide messenger RNA. Its product is annotated as facilitated trehalose transporter Tret1-like. Lineage: Eukaryota; Metazoa; Arthropoda; Arachnida; Scorpiones; Buthidae. Gene Ontology annotation, molecular function: sugar transmembrane transporter activity. Gene Ontology annotation, biological process: carbohydrate transport; transmembrane transport. Bases 13 to 1419 code for a protein of 468 amino acids. Gene Ontology annotation, cellular component: membrane. The transcript is spliced from 2 exons. The record is from RefSeq and is a predicted model, not a curated record.